AUGUUCCCGGGAAAUUCCUGUUCAUCGCCGACACUUUGUCAAGAAGAAGAAAGAGAACAACGGGAACUUAAUGAUGACAUUGAAGUAAUGGUGCACAGCAUGGUUACAGCAAUACCAGCAUCUCCUGAGAAAAUGGUAGCGCUUAAGGAAGAAACAGCGAAUGAUGAAACGCUACAACAACUUAAACAGCAGAUGGUUCAAGGUUGGCCUGAUCGCAAGCAUGAAAUCCCGCAAAACUUAGCUACCUACUGGAACAUUUGCCAUGAGCUGAGUGAAGCAGAAGGUCUGAUCUUCACAAAGACCACCAGUUAG
Messenger RNA from Paramuricea clavata, 312 nucleotides. The record is from the annotation of a GenBank genome assembly. Lineage: Eukaryota; Metazoa; Cnidaria; Anthozoa; Malacalcyonacea; Plexauridae.